AAUAUUUGGCGUCAGUGCUCUCUGGCCCUGCCCUCAGACGUGUGUGAUGUAGUCUCCCAGUUUUGCACUAUAGUCACUGUUUAUAUUUUUGUCGAAGACGGGACAUUACACACGACGUGACAUUUUGGCUUACAGCAACACACACGCAGGAACAUUUCUCACACCGGUUUUACGCACUGGACUCUCUUGCAGGUCUGAAGAGAUGUCGUCCGUGUGGCAGCAGGAGCCGUCAGGUUACUCCCCCUGUGUAGAGAUCGACUCCAGCUCUGUGAGGUGCAAAGACAGGCUCACGUCCCCGUCCUGGCUGAAGCAAGAACAAGACGACCUCCGCAUCAUCAAGUGGGAGAGCUUCCAAACAGGAGCCUCAGCUGAUGCUGUUCAGGACAACACACCCAGCAGCGCCAUGUCUGCUGCCUCACAUAUAGAAGGCCUGCCACCAAGGGUGCUGCUGACCAUCACCAAGCUCCAGUGCAUGCUGGAGAGCAAACAGGAGCGCAUCGCUGCUCUGGAGAGACAAGUGGAGGACCUGAUGCAGGACCGCAAGUUCCUGAGAAGCCAGAUUGAAAACCUCACAAGUAACCGCUCUGUACCAACUUUUGCAUCACCCAGUCUACUGGCUGAAGCUCCAAAGCCCAGCAAAGUGCAGCACUCAGAAAACAAAUCUCGGAAGAGAGAAAGGGCUUCUUGUAGUUCCUCUGACAGCAGUGACAGCGGCUCUGAAGCAUCAGACUCAUCUGAAGUUUCGGCAGCCUCGAGUGAACACAGAAGGAAGAAACACCAUAAGGAUAAGAAAAGAUCGAAGAAAGGGAAGGACUACAGCAGGAAGAGAGCCACCGGUGUCCAGUAUGUCAUCCACCGCUAUAAACAAGUCCUGUCAGCCUUCAUCAAGAAGAAAAGCAUGAGUGAAGCCUUCCGCCAUCUUGGAAUUGACCGCAACACCAUUGCCAACACAGCAUCUAUUGCCGAGCUUCAUCUGGCCGGCAAAGACAUGGUCCCCUUGGUGGGCAUGUUUCGCCAAGGAGAAGAGACUCUGGUCAGCUACGCCCAAAGGUGCACCUUGGUCAUUGAUAGUGACACUGAACUGUCCAGGAAAAUAGACCAGAUGAAAGCCAAUGGUGAGCUGCUGCCCAUCUCAGGGAAAAGGCCGAGGGGGUUGCAUUCUAAUCUGCAGCCGCUAGUGGGUGCAACAGAGAGCAUUUUAAUAGGUUGAUGAUUAUUCCAUUGCAUAGACAGCUGAUAUGUAAUGCCUUCACAAAAUAAUGUUCUUCUGGUUGUUUAUCUCCCAAUCUGAAUUGCUGGAUUUAAAUGCUUUAUGUAGGUUUUUUUUUUUGUUUUUUUUUUUUUUUGUUUUGUUUUGUUUUGCGAUUGAUUGAUUUAUGUCCCAAGGAGAACAACAAUUAUUUUCAGUAUCCACAUACACAUGUAUAGGAUGUACAUUUUGUACUUGAUAGCCAUAAAAAAAUAUUCACAGCUGCUUUCACUAUUGGAAAAUAAAGAUUUUUUAAAAAUUAUUAUUUAGGAGCAGAGGUGGGGUUGAAGUGUUAGAAGUACCCACAAGAUGGCAGUGCUCACAUAUAAAAUUAUGUUUAUAAAUCACUCCUGUUAUCAUUUACUCCAAAAUGGUGGAUAGUAAAUUUCCAUUUUCCAGCACCUAGAUUUGUUGGAAGUGUAACUUCAUGUUCAUGGACUUUGUGAAGAUAAUUUUGUUGACAUUAUCCAGUAAUUCAUUAUGCUGUAAUGGAACUGAGUGAUUUUAAAACUGCAUUUGAUGCAAAGUGUGUUGAUGUUUCUCAAAUGCAAACAACUGCAAAUGAAAACACCAUCUGUUCACACACA
Scatophagus argus is the source of this 1836-nucleotide messenger RNA. RefSeq names its product coiled-coil domain-containing protein 106-like. Gene Ontology annotation, cellular component: nucleoplasm. Lineage: Eukaryota; Metazoa; Chordata; Actinopteri; Scatophagidae. The transcript is spliced from 5 exons. The coding region runs from base 203 to 1210 and encodes 335 amino acids. The record is from RefSeq and is a predicted model, not a curated record.